This is a messenger RNA of Choloepus didactylus (southern two-toed sloth), 567 nucleotides long. RefSeq names its product low molecular weight phosphotyrosine protein phosphatase-like. Gene Ontology annotation, biological process: protein dephosphorylation. Bases 27 to 503 code for a protein of 158 amino acids. The transcript has a single exon. Gene Ontology annotation, cellular component: cytoplasm. The record is from RefSeq and is a predicted model, not a curated record. Gene Ontology annotation, molecular function: non-membrane spanning protein tyrosine phosphatase activity; acid phosphatase activity. Lineage: Eukaryota; Metazoa; Chordata; Mammalia; Pilosa; Megalonychidae.
CUCUGCGGCUCUUUGCUUUAGAGAAGAUGGCAGCCCAGCCGCCCAAGUCGGUGCUGUUUGUAUGUUUGGGUAACAUUUGUCGAUCACCCAUUGCAGAAGCAGUUUUCAGAAAACUUGUAACUGAUCAAAAUAUUUCAGAUAAUUGGAUCAUUGACAGUGGUGCCGUUUCUGACUGGAAUGUGGGCCGGUCACCAGAUCCAAGAGCUGUAAGCUGCCUAAGAAAUCAUGACAGUAAUACAGCCCAUAAAGCAAGACAGGUUACCAAAGAAGACUUUGCCACAUUUGAUUAUAUACUGUGUAUGGAUGAAAGCAAUCUGAGAGAUCUGAAUAGAAAAGGUAGUGCAGUUAAAAACCGCAAAGCGAAAAUUGAACUACUUGGGAGCUAUGAUCCACAAAAACAACUUAUUAUUGAGGAUCCCUAUUAUGGGAAUGACUCCGACUUUGAGACUGUUUAUCAGCAGUGUGUUAGGUGCUGCAAAGCAUUUUUGGAGAAGUCACAGUAAAGCUGUAUCCAUUCAUUGCUGAAGGCCAACAAUGAUUCACAUCUUAAACAGUGAUGUUCUAGGU